Messenger RNA from Astrephomene gubernaculifera, 1495 nucleotides. NCBI's taxonomy places the organism in Eukaryota, Viridiplantae, Chlorophyta, Chlorophyceae, Chlamydomonadales, Astrephomenaceae. The record is from the annotation of a GenBank genome assembly.
AUUAAGAUAUACUCCUUAUUGUCAUUUACUUAAUUGUUGUAUAUUCGUGUCGACUUCUAAGGCCCGCAGCUGAAAUGCUUUUCUAGGCCGUAACAUGGGCUGCGGAACAUCACGCUCUACAGUCACGACUGGCCCAACAAACACUGCGGUUGACCCCCACCCAAAGUGCCAUGCCGUCGGCACCGAAGCAGCAUCUGCACCGGAGCAUGGAGACCAGGCCAGCUGCCCCCCACUCGGGUGCCGCUCAUCCGGCAGCCCCCUAACCGGUGGCCCCGGCGAAGCCACGGGACCCCUGGAAGCGGGACGCAGCCAGGCAAUCGACAGCACCCUCAAUGCCUUGAGCUUUCCGCCACCGCCUCGCCCUCCUCCUCCACACCCACCGCACCCUCCGGCACCAGAACUGCAGCCUCCGGCGCCAUUGACCCCUUCAUUGGAGCCCUCGCCCUUGCCGCAGCUAUCACUGGGAGGUGUAACCUCAGCAGCGCCGCAGCCACCACAGGUGCUGAGCGGCAUCCUGCAGCAGCAGCAGCAGCAGCAGCAGGCCAGAACCGAUAAUGGCAUUGGCAGCGUUGCCGCCGCCGUUGUUCAUCAUGACGAGAAGCCGGGUGGCAGCAGUCCUAAGGCUCCGGCUGGGGUCGAGGCACCGGCUGUGCAGGCCGGCGGUGGUGGAGCGGCGCUGCCGCCCAGCCCCGGAGGAGGUCAGCUGCUGCCUCCAGCAGCAUCGAUGCCAUCAACGACUCCGCUGAGAGACAGCGACCCGCUGGCCGUGGUGCGAAUGGGGAUCAGUCUGCGCGGCCUGCGCAAGCUGCGCUCGCAGGUUCGCGAGUUUCUGGGUCCCGAGCGCUACGCGCUCGCCAGCACUGCCGACGUGAACAGCCAGUGGGUGCAGGCGGUCACGGCGGCGCUGCAGUGCCGCCUAGUGGAGCUGCCGGGGCUAGUGGAGCCAGAGGACCUUGGGGUGCCCAUGUACUUCGUCAGCCAUGCCUGGAAGAACAGCUUCGACCUGCUGAUCCGUGGGGUGGAGGAAUUCCUCGAAAGCGCCUCUGAGGACACGCGCGUGUGGGUCGACAUAGCGGCCGUGAACCAGCACCCGACGCCCUUCCAGCAAGCCGACGUGGCCGCCUUCAAGGCCGUGGUGCGCGCCUCCUCUGGCGGCACCCUCGUGGUGCUGGACCUCACGCGCUGCAACCCCGCCACACGCGCCUGGUGCGUGUACGAGUGGGCCGCCACCCUGGGCGCUCACGGUCCCGACGGGCUGCACAUGGCGAUCAGCGCAGCUGACCGGGCCACCCUGGUGAGCAGCCUGGACGUGGAGGCCGCCGAGUGCUUUGUAGCUGCAGACAAGGAAGCCAUCCUGGCAGAUGUAGUGGCGCAGCAUGGGUCGACGGCGGCGUUUAAUGACAUGCUGAAGCUGCAGCUGCUGCUGCAGCCGCUGUCGUACAGAGUGGAUCUGGAGCGGCUGCUGGGGGGAGAAGGAGGUGCUGGGAGGGCUGGG